Molecule: messenger RNA, 796 nt
Organism: Zingiber officinale
Lineage: Eukaryota; Viridiplantae; Streptophyta; Magnoliopsida; Zingiberales; Zingiberaceae
Exons: 1
Coding region: 76-645 (189 amino acids)
Source: RefSeq, a predicted model, not a curated record
CCGAUCAUCUCUCUCUCUCAAGUCUCAAUCUCUUCGACAGAUAAGUAAUUCCUCGCGACAGAUUCACAUCGACCAAUGGGGAUCCUCUCCGUCGCUUCCCCGCCGGCCGCCUCCUCCUCUGCCGCCCGCUGCCGCGCGCACAAGUCCUUCCUCUUCUCCAACUACGUCCUCCUCGGCGCCGCCUCCAGCUGCAUCUUCCUCACCUUCUCCCUCCGCCUGCUCCCCUCAGCCUGCGGCUUCCUUCUCAUCCUUCUCCACGCCUUCACCAUCGCCGCCGCCAUAGCCGGCUGCGGGGCGGCCGCCGCCGCCGCCCCCUCCUCCCGCUGGUACGGCGCACACAUGGUCGCCACCGUGCUCGCCGCCAUCCUCCAGGGCGCCGUGGCCGUCCUCGCCCUCACCCGCACCGCCGACUUCCUCGCCGACGGGCUCAAGUCGUACGUGCGGGAGGAGGACGGCGCGGUGAUUCUGCGGAUGGUCGGGGCACUCGGCGUGCUCAUCUUCUGCAUGGAGUGGGUGGUCAUGGCGCUCGCCUUCGUGCUCAGGUACUACGCCUACAUUCACGACGGGGCCGGCACCGCCGCCGCCGCGGCCAAGGUGCAGCCGGAAGGGCAGUACGCCGGCGAUUGGCAGCCUUUCCAUGUCUGAAUCGGAGAUAUAUGCGAUUGUUCUUUAAUUAUCUGCUUUUUAUUUAAAUUAUAUAAAAAUAUAUAAAAUGGGUUGUUCAUUAUAAUUAAUAUUUUAUUGUUUUACAUUAUUUUAAAAUUUUAAUUAUUAAAAAAAUGUUUUUUAUUUUAAA